GCAUCCAGAGGAGGAGGAGGAGGAGGAGGGAGGUACUUCGGCUCGGAAGCAAAGCGCGUUACGUUAACAGUUAAACCUCCCUCUGCCGUCUGCCAGCGGUGAGAGAAUCCAACUUUCUGAACGGCUGCCACGACAUGAGAUGCUCCUGAAGGUACGGCAUCUUCAGCGUGCCAGAGAAAUGAACUGAGAAGGUAGGGGAGAGCACUUUGUUUCUUGAGGACAUCGAAGAUUUACGGUGAAACCAUGAGGUUGCAGAGGAGCCUGGGAUUUGUCGCCGUGCUGGGCGCGAUCACCUGUAUUUGUGCCUUUCAUGUGACUACAGCAAUUGACAUCCCCCUGGAAGUUUUGGGUCAUGUAAACAUUGAGCAGCUGCCCACCAUCACAGCGCAGUCGCCCAGCUCUCUCAUCGCCUUGCCUUUUGAUGAGAGCUUCCCCAUGACGUGUGAAGCCAAAGGGAACCCCGAGCCAGAAUUCAGAUGGACGAAGAAUGGCCAGGAAUUCGACCCCUUUCUAGACCCCCGGCUGAUGAAAGAGGAGAAUUCUGGGACCUUUGUGAUACCCAAUAAUGGGAACCUUACAGAGUACCAGGGAACCUAUCGCUGUUACGCCUCAAACAAAAUGGGCACCGCCAUAUCGAAGGAGAUUGAGUUCAUUGUGCCCCAUGUUCCAAAGUUUCCUAAAGAGACACUUGAGCCUGUUGUGGUGGAGGAAGGCCAAGCUUUUACUUUAAAAUGUGACCCACCUAAAGGAAUCCCUCCUCUGCAGAUCUACUGGAUGACUAUCAAUCUUCAGCACAUAGAACAGGAUGAGAGGGUGUCUAUGGGCCUGAACGGAGACCUUUACUUCUCUCAUGCGGAGGAGAAGGACAGCAGGAGAGACUACUGCUGCUUUGCCGCCUUCCCAAGAAUACGGACCAUCGUUCAGAAGACUGCUAUGUCUGUCAUCGUCAAGACGACUAAUGCAAUCCUUGAGAGAAGACCUGCUCUUCUGACUCCCUCUGGUGACAGAUCAGAGACACAGCUGGUCAAAGGAGAGGACUUGAAAUUGGAGUGUAUUGCUGAGGGAUUUCCAACUCCGCAGGUUGAGUGGGUGAAGAUGGGCCAUCAACUUCCCAUUAGAGCAAAGCUGGAGAAUCAUGGGAAAUUGCUGAUUGUGCCAGUAGUUGAACAGGAAGACAGCGGGAAGUACAUGUGCAAGGCAAAAAACACACUUGGAGAAGCUGUACAUUACUUCACAGUGACAGUAGAAGAGCCUCCAGAGUGGGUGUCUGAGCCUGAGAGUCAGCUCAGUAUGAUUGGCUCGGAUGUGCUCAUCAGGUGCUCUGCCAGCGGGACUCCUCAGCCGACUAUAACAUGGAGUGUGAACGGGAUACCUCUGCACGGGGCCCCUGCAGCCAACAGGAAGGUGUUAGGUGAUACCAUUGUUUUACAAAAGGCUAAAGCCAGUGACAGUGCAGUCUAUCAGUGCGAGGCUUCCAACAGACAUGGAACCCUUCUGUCCAAUGCAAACAUCAUGAUUAUGAAUCUGGCCCCCAUGAUUUUGACCAAGGAGGGGGAGGAUUACUCUGCUGUAGAAGGGAAGGGAGUGAUGAUGCACUGCAAGGUCUUCAGCUCUCCUCCUUCUACAAUCACUUGGAGCAAAGACGACUCCUCUAAAUCCAUAGAGGGACCGAGGUUUACCGUUCACGAUAAUGGCUCGCUGGAGAUCUACAGCGUAGAGAAAGACAACAUUGGGCAGUACACAUGUUUAGCGAAAAACACAGAGGGAUCGUCUGCCAUCGAAGCCAUGCUCUAUGUGAAUGAUCCCACAAGAAUAGUGGUGGCCCCGGAGGACCUGCAGGUCCUAAUAGGUACCACAGCCCAGCUCUCAUGCCUUGCAGAGUACGACAAGUCCUUCAGCAACGACUUUGAGCUCCUAUGGGAAAAAGAUGAUAUGGAGAUAGCCCUCAAUGACACUGAGAAUUCAAGAUACUUUGUGGAGGAUGGUAUUCUUCAGAUUAUCAAUGUAAGCCACAGGGACCAGGGUGUGUACACAUGUGUGGCAAGAACUCCAGUGGACCAACACACGGCCUCCGCGCUGCUCAUGGUGUUAGAUGUCCCUGAUGCACCUGAGUUCCUGGCACUGUCUGAUCACAAGAGCAGAAGUGUGAAUCUGAAAUGGGUCCCUGGGGAUGAGCACAACAGCUCAACCACAGAGUUUAUUAUCGAGUAUGAGGAAAGCCAGUGGGAGCCGGGAAACUGGAAGGAGCUGCUCCGAGUACCUGGGAACCACAACUCGGCCGUCCUGAAGCUCCAUGGUCACGUUGACUAUCGCUUCCGUGUGUCUGGUGUCAAUACUGUGGGGAGGGGUCCUCCCAGCGAGCCCACAGAGAGAUACAAAACCCCACCAGCAGCCCCUGACAAGAACCCUGAAAAUAUCAAAAUCGAAGGUCAUUUUCCACAUGAAAUGGAUAUCAACUGGGCGCCCUUGUUACCCAUUGAGCAUAAUGGCCCAGGUCUGGAGUAUAAAGUAAGUUACAGGAGACAGGAUGUGGAGGACAGCUGGAAGGAACACAUGGUGAAAAGACACUCAUUUGUGGUGAAGAACACUCCUACCUUCGUGCCCUAUGAGAUCAAGAUCCAAGCCAGGAACCAUCAGGGCUGGGCCCCCGAACCCAAGAUAGUCACUGGCUACUCAGGGGAGGACUUUCCCUCUGCUGCGCCUGAUGAUGUAGCUGUGGAGGUGCUGAACAGCACAGUGGUCAAGGUUAGCUGGAUGCGUGUACACAAGGACAAGUUACAUGGACAUCUGGGAGGCUACAGGAUAAACUGGUGGCGUCUGCGUAGUCUGACAGACUCAAAAAAAAGCCACGGAGAUAAACACACACUAACAUUCCCUGGUGACAGGAAUCACGCCGCGGUACCGGGACUUACGCCCUUCUCCGAGUACAGCCUCAUCGUCAUGACCUUUAACGGGCGGGGCAACGGCCCUGGCAGCCAUCCCGUCAACUUCAAAACCCCAGAGGGAGUCCCCGAAAAAAAUCCUGUUUUCAGGGUCACAGAUGUACAGAAGCACACUGUCUCUCAUUGGGCCCCGCCACUGGAGCCUAAUGGGAUUCUCACCGGGUACCUCCUCGAGUAUCAGCUCAUCAAUGACACAGAGGAAGUUGGGCCACUGCAGACGGUAGACAUCAGCAACCCCGAUACCACCAAGUGGGUCCUGCGUGACUUGGAGCCUGUGAGCAAAUACAAGUUCUACCUGCGCUCCUGCACCACGGUGGGCUGUGGGCCUGUUGUCAGCGAGGAGUGCACCACCACCCUGGAAACAAGCAAGUCUGCUUCCCCCUCACCUCCAAGCACUCGAAAGUCCCCAGUGACCAAACCCACUCGAUCCACCAUAGGUCUGGCCAGCAUCCACGGAGGAAUAUCCACCCAGGGCUGGUUUAUUGGCCUGAUGUGUGCCAUCGCUCUCCUCACACUCAUUGUGUUGAUAGCCUGCUUUGUCAACAGAAAUAAAGGAGGGAAGUAUUCCGUAAAAGAAAAAGAGGACCUUCAUCCAGACGUGGAGUCCCAGGGCAUGAAUGAUGACACAUUUUGUGAAUACAGUGACAACGAUGAGAAGCCACUGAAGGGCAGCCAGCACUCGCUGAGCAGAGAGAUCAAAGCGGGGGACAGCGGGGACAGCCUGGUGGACUACGGCGACGAGGACGUUCAGUUCAACGAGGACGGCUCCUUUAUCGGCGAGUACGCAGGGCGAAAAGAGAAGAGGGUGUCCACUGAGAUCAAAGCCACCGUUCAGACCCCGGCAUGAAGAGCAGAACCGCCAUCUAUCCUCUUCCGGACAACAUUUUCAUUAAACCUGCUGAGAGGAAGAAAUGAAAGAGGAAACAGACAUUAUCCAUACCGAGCACAAGUUUUGUGUCAAGUAUAAAUGCGUCAUUGCCAGCUGCACACAGCCACCCUCGAUUUAUAAAGCUCUGUUUUGUCAAGUUGCACCAGAAUGACCAUUACUGAAUACUGUGUAUAUAUACAAGUGUAUAUUGUUUGUCUGGAGUGUCUUUUUUUUAUAAUUAUCACAUAAAAAAAAUGUAGAGGGCUUGUAUUUUCUUUUUUUUUUGUAUCUCCAUUACUUCAGCUGCAGUACUGUUUGUACAAAUGUUAGGAAAAUGUUACUCUCCAUUGCACAUCAUUAUACAGUCUGCAGCUUUGCCUCUGAUGUCAUCUUGCAGCAGACCACAGAUAAGUGGGGGUUAUCAAGUUGAUAUUUUUCAAUUGGAGCAAACAUAACUGACCUUUUAUAUACGAAAUGGAUUCAUUAAAUAUGAUGUAAGAUGUGUAUAAAGGUUGCUUAUUAACUUAUUUUUUUCCAGUGGUUUUAUACCUGACAAAAUAACAAGGACAUUUACAUAUCAUUACAUAUCAUAAACAUUGAUUCUUGAGUCAUGAAUCUGUGGUGUUAGAAGAAAAUAUAAUUUAGUUAUUCUGUCUUGUUUAGCAUUUAGAUCCAUUGGACAGUAUAAAUUACAAACCUCAGUCUGUGCUUAAUAUAACUUCGAUUAAAACUACAAAUACAAUUGCAGUUGAAUCCAGUUCUGGUGAUGGAAUAGUGGAUGAGAUGCUUGCUUUUGGUGUGAGAGACCCAGGUUCAAGUCCCUACUGUGACACAUUUACCAAUGUGUCCCUGAGCAAGACACUUAACCCCACAUAAAAGCGUCAUAAGGUAAUGUUAAAAUGCUUUUGCCAAUAACUGGUGUUUCAAAAAGUUUCUCUGAAAACACAAGUUAGUUAUGCAGGUAGCUGCAUAGUCCUUAAAGGAAUAGUUCGACAUUUUGGGAAACACUCGCAUUUGCCAUCUUUCUGAGAGUUAGAUAAGAAAAUUGACACGACUCUCAUGUCUGUACAGUAAAUCUAAAGCUACGGGUAGGAGGUUAGAUAUUAACAGAAAGACUGAAAACAGGGAAACAACUAGUCUGGCUGUUUCCAAAGGUAACAAAAUCCUCUUACCGGCACCUCUAAAGCUCACUUAUUAACACAAUAUAUCUAAUUUGUUUAAUCUGUGAGUAUAAAGACAAUUCAGCCCAGAAAUGACCCUGGUUACUUGUGACUAGCUGUAGCCUACAUUUAACAGAGAGACGUGAGAGUGGUAUUGAUAUAAUAAACGCAUUUUCUAAAACGUUAAACUAUUCUUUUAUAACGGCACUCCCGUGAUUUAGUAUUAUACUUCCAUGAUGAUGGAGGAAUUUAGAAAAAACAAUGGUAAAACUCGAAGUAGCAGAGGCCAAGACCAUCCUGACUUUUAGUCCCACGUGGGGGUCAAGCUCCAAAAUGCUAAAACAAAACUUCCCUCGAUUGCAAGAUGUAAGUAUCAGUAUCUCUCAAAUUCCAUGUCCCCAGUUUGUACUGAGCUAACCCUGGUGACAUCACUUUCGCAUCAUCAGGGAUGUUUUUCCAGACUUGCCAAAUCUCCUGCAGAGCCACAAAACAUAAUACAUACAACUGUUAUGUAUGUAACUGUUUGAUUUCCAUGUGUGAUUUGGUGAAGUGUCCCUUUAAGAGGACAGUAUAUAGUUCCUAUAAUGUAUUAUAGACAUUCUUGUAAUCAGAUUACUGUAAUCUGGUUGCGUGACAUUUGACAUUUUCUUACCGUGUCACUGUUCUAUCAGUUCCAUCAGUCUUAACAAGCCUUACUCUGUUCAUUUUAAUAUACUGCCAGCCAAAACGCAAUCAUUAUAUUGUUCAGCACUAACAUUAGCACCAUAUUGCAAAAAUUGCAAUGUUUUGUAAAAUCCAGUCAUUGCAUGUUAAGAAUGUUAAUUGGUGUUUUUUGAUGUCAUUAAAUUGCUUUACUUUCUUA
Molecule: messenger RNA, 5832 nt
Organism: Micropterus salmoides (largemouth bass)
Lineage: Eukaryota; Metazoa; Chordata; Actinopteri; Centrarchiformes; Centrarchidae
Gene: chl1b
Product: cell adhesion molecule L1-like b
Biological process (GO): cell-cell adhesion
Molecular function (GO): protein binding
Source: RefSeq, a predicted model, not a curated record